Peniophora sp. CBMAI 1063 is the source of this 1479-nucleotide messenger RNA. NCBI's taxonomy places the organism in Eukaryota, Fungi, Basidiomycota, Agaricomycetes, Russulales, Peniophoraceae. The record is from the annotation of a GenBank genome assembly.
AUGUCCAUCUUCGCCGACCGCUACGCAUCUUUCUUCGAUCCCUUCGCCGACGGGAACGUCGUCGAGAAGUCCGACGUCUUUCGCGACGCGCUUUCAAGCGUCCACGUCGACGCCCCACCUCCGUACCAGCCCAACUUGAAGGGUAUUCUCACCGUCGUGUCAGCCGAGGCGGUCGACCACAAGUCCUCCGACGCUAUCCAGUAUGUCGCCACGACGGACAUGGCGAUCCACGGGCAAGGCACAGUCAUCGCGAGCUGCACUAUGCCGACCCGACUGCUCUUCACCUUCAAUACCGACGGCGGCGAUAGAGCGCUCUAUGUCGCUGUAUAUGAGUCGUCGGUCGAGUUCGGCUACGGCCCCGCAGCGCCUCCUGGCAGUAAUGGUUUCCUCCCUGAGCGCGUUACCAUCGAAGGCAGCGUCGUUGGUGAUAGUGUUGAUAGCGGACUCGCUCCCACCUUCCUGCGCCCGACACUGCAGUAUCCCGCCCGGUACUGGCUGUCUGUAGACCACAAGAACGGCAUCUUGCGUUUCGGGCGCGAUUACGCCAAUCUCACUCUUACGCUGUACGCGGCGGAGCUGAAGAAGAGGGUGGACCCUGGAGUCUUGCACUGGAAAGACGACAAUUACGAGUUUAUCGACAAGCUCACUACUGUCACCGUUCAGCAACUGGGCGGCGAUCUUCAGUCUCCUCCGCUUCAGGUUGUCUACCAGCCUCUUCCCGUAGUCGAGAAGCUCCCACCCAUCAUCGUCCCCAACGAACGCAUCACAUUGGACGUUCUGGCCAAAGGCUGCGCAACAGUGCCCGCAAACCUCAGCGAUGAGUGCCAGCGCCUCUACGCCAAUGUUGCGGGCGCGAACAUCAUGCUGGACACAGCCGACUUCCCCGACUUCAGUCAGGCGAUAGAACGCAGUGUCAAUUCCGAAGGUCUUCUCUGCCAGAAGCUGCUCCAGAAGAAGUCCGGCGAGUUCGGAGAGGAUAACUACAAGACCACGUACUUGCGCAUCACGCUGGGCGCUGACCUCGGGAACUCCCCGGGUCCGCCGUACGUGCUUGAGAUCUGGCCCGCUAUGCAUGCAUCUCCCAUCCAUAAUCACGGCGACUCGCACGCCGUUAUCAAGGUUCUGCACGGAAAGAUCAAAGCAUACUACUUCACCUCGCUUCAUGACGCACAUCCCAUUGGCCCGCCAGCCAACCUCGAGAAGGGCGACAUCACUUGGAUCGACCCAGAGAACUACCAAGUCCAUCAGUUGUCCAAUGAGAAUCGCGAUGGUUCCGUCUGUUGUACCAUCCAAUGCUACUCAUACGGCGCAAAGGAUACGCGUCACUACGAGUGCUUUGAUUACAUCAAUAAGAAGACGUCCAAGGUUAUCGAGCACUUCGAGCCAAACAGUGAUAUGCGUUUCGACGAGUUCAAGGCCGCUCUGAAGCAGGAGUGGGAGUCUCGCUGGGACAAGCGUUACGAUGGACGAGUCCAAUAG